GAUGAUGGUGAAACUCCGGAGGCCCUGACUGUAUAUGAUUGGAUCUUCACAAGCAACCGACCAUUGCAACCAGCAGACAUGAGACGCCCCGGUCAACUCAGAGAACCAGCGGUGGAAAGGAAGACUCCAAAAGAACCGGGUUCUGAGUUGAUAGAUCCAGAGUUAUUGACUGUUUACUUCACCGAAUUGGAAAAGACUCCCGAAAUGCGACGUUUCCUGAGAACGUUUUCACCUGAACCAGAAGAUUUGUCUGUUAAAUUGCGUGGGUUCAUGGCAUCGAUGAAUUUUGAGAGGCCCAAUUACGCCCCGAAGGUUCACGGAAAAUUCGUUUCUCUGAAUAAAUUCAAAAGUUCCAUCAAGUUCUUCACUGAUGAAAUCAAGCCUACAGAAAAACCCAGAGGAUUAGACGCACCACCUGAUUUUACAUGGUCUCAGUUCGACCUUGACUUUUUCACACCAAAAUCAGAAUCCGGAACUGAAAAUCCACCGAAAUUGCCCGAAGACUUAAGCUACCCCAGAAAACAUCCUGAUGAUUCAUUGAUCACGAAACAAACUAUUGAACUUCAAUUUGAAAGAAUACUCCGAACUACAACAACAACUUACUCAGUAACUUUUUUCGACAUUCCUGAAAAAAUAUAUCCAGAAAUUGGUAAAAGGAGUGAAAUUGUGCAACCACUGGUAGAUCCCAGAACACCACAGGAUCCAGAAUUGGAGAAAUUGAGGCCUCAUUUCGACAAAGUGAUCUCCUUCAAGGUCCUGACCAAACCAUUGAUUCCUAAACGUGAUGUUGUUAUUCCUAAAAACUUAUAUAAGAAGUUGAUGACCAUGCCGAAAGAAAACGUUGACAAGAUCAUGACACCGAAAGAGUUCAGCCCUUUCUUGAAAGAACUUGACUCCGAAUUCAAAAAAGAAGAACCGGAGAAUAUUCUUGAACAGUAUCCUUUGAAAUAUUCUUUCAAUUACAUCACUCAAAGCACAGACUUUUAUGUUCUUCAUCAUCCUAAAAUUUCAACUUUCAAAGGAUCUUUGGUCACUGAUUAUGAGUUUGGCAAAGUCGUCGAAUGCGAAGCGAAAUGGGCAAGACCAAUGGAACUGACAGUUCAAAGUCGCAAAACCAGAGUAGCCAAGUCUAUACCAAGCCGCAAACCGAAGCGACAUACAGUUAAAGUGACUGAAGUUUCAGUAGCACUGGCAUCGAUAGCCAAAGAGCCAGAGCCAUUGCUUGAGUUCCAAACCAGUGAACCGGAGUUUGCAAUGAUACUGGACACCGAGAAUCAAUUGCAAUCAGAAGCGCCUGGAUUUGGCUUGCCAGAUUUCUACGAUGGAUUUGGCGUUGAGAAAACAUUGAUCGGAUCUCUUAGAGUGGAUCCAUUGGAAAAAACAAAACCGAAAGCUGAAAACGCAAAACUGAUCAAAAUAAAACCCGAUCUGAACUCAGCAACUGUUCACGUCUCUAAAUUGAUUUCCAAGCAGAAAAAUUCCGACGAAGAAUUCAACGAGAGAACAGUGCCCAUUCAAGGUUCGAGAAUACGUGAACAGGCCUUCGGAGAUCAUGUGAAACCAGCAGUAGCAAAGAACCAAGUUAUCACUACUGAAAUCUACCAGGGUUCCGGUUGGUUGGCUGAGGAAAAACCCAACUUGAGGUGCGAAGAGAUUCUCCCCGCAAUUGAAGAAUACCCAUUUUACGAGACAAUACCUGAGUCGGGUUUGUGUUCAGCACCAAUCAAUUUGUUCAAUGAUGAAAGCCGAAUUGCGGUUCCUUUUGAGGCGACGUUGAAGCUGGAGGAAACAAUGCCACUUCACCUUAUGGUCGAUGAAUACACAUUUGCGAUGUUGAUUGAAGAAACAAGACCAGUUGAAAAUGCUCCUGUGAUUCCUUUUGAUGACCUUGCCAAAGAUUGCUUCGUAGAACCCAAAGAGUUUGGAUUUACAUGGAUAAAGCCUGAAACUUUCAAACCCGAAAAAGAACCAGUUAGGGUUAGUUUGGUUCAUCAGAAACCGGUCGACCUUCAUUGCAGACGUUAUGAAAUAUCAACCCGGGCUAGAAAUGCAGACAAUCAGGAACACCUGCUAAGCGCUAUUCCAGUCACACCAAAACAGAAGAUCGUCGAACAUUGCAAAGAGGUGUUAUAUAAACCCGCAAAUCUGAACGAAGUUUCAGUGAGAGAAAUAACACUUCAAGGUAUUACAAUAGUAGAUCAAAUGAGUGAAGUCACCUUUAAAGACGAACCAUUCACCGUAGCUCCAACAUACGCAACACAGAGCGACCUUGAAAUGCCUGGAUAUGGUCCGAAAGAUUUCAGCGUCCAUUUGUUCAGCAUCUUCAGAGCCAACGCACGUCCCGAGGAGUUCUCGCGAUGCAAGACAGUCCAGAUACCCACGGAUAAAUUUGCUAGUUUGGACGAAGAUGCUUAUGCGUUUGAAGAGGAAACGGAUGCAACGUUGCAGACAAAUCCUGGAAUCUUCAAGCCUCAGAUCUACGGAAUCGACGAUGAUGAUUGGUGGGAGGGAUACGACAAACAACUCAAAAUCAUUCAGUUGAAGGAAAACGAAGUUUCAGGCGGCAAUUCGCUUUCCAGGAAUUGUCCUGUUCGUGGAAAUAGGAACGAGAGGCUGAAGUGGUUGUGGAAAAAGGCGACUCUGAGAAUCAAGACUAUAAGUGCUUUCAAAAAACCGAUCACGAAGGGUAUGCUGAUGUACAUGGAGAAAACUUUCUACGACAUGGGUUUCGACUCUCCUUCCAAGGGUGGCUGGGACAGUGUCGACUCCGCCUCUGGCUCCUCCGAGCCCCAACUGGACCCCAGUCGUCCCCCCUCGGAGCCGAUGUUCCUGGUGAAGCCGACAGACGACAUCUUCUUCACUGGGAAGACUAUACGAGUGGAGGUUGAAGUGUCAGGAAAUCCGAGGCCGACUGUCUCCUGGUUAAAGGAAAAACUAACUAUUGUGGAGAAUGAGAGGAUAACAUUUGGCCGUGAUGACUCAUCGAACAGACACUGGAUGGUGAUCAGAGAUGCGAGUGUGACUGACGAGGCUUCUUAUUGCGUCACUCUCUCCAGUUCCAUCUCGCCACUACCCACUCAGUGCUCAUUCGACCUCAUGGCUGUAGAUGAAGGUCUGACGCAGAUGGUGAAAGAGAGCAGACAGAUAUCGCGUGCCUCUCUCUCCAGGGCCUCCAUGUCCAGGUCAGACAUACCUGGAAGCAGGAUGGGACUACAGUCUGGAGGAACCUCGAGGGCAGACGACACUCUCAUUGAGGAAGAGGAUCUGGGAGAACCGCGAGCUCCUGAGUUUGACGAUGAGCUGAAUGACAUGUCGGUCAAAGUGGGCAAGAACUGUAAGAUGGGCUGCGAGGUGUCCGGAAACCCAAUCCCAGUGGUUUCGUGGAGAAAAGAUGGCAGGCCAAUCAAAGCGGGUGGCCGAAUCACCAUUCAGCAUAAAUCAGACGGAGAGUGUUCACUGAGGAUAUCAAAGGUGACAAGGGAAGAUCAGGGAGACUACAUCUGUGAGGCGACGAACAAGUUCGGCAAACUGAUCACCGAGGCCAGACUCACAGUCAAGUCGUGAACGGAAAUAAAAUAGAGAAAUUGAAGGAAAAAAAAACAUCAUCUUUAGCCAAAAAACUGUUCAAAAUUUAAACAAAGUCAAGGUCAAAUCACAUGGCCAAUCUACUACUGUAGGAUGAUUUCUUGUAAAAAUGAUGUAAAAAGUUUGAAAGCAACCAAGCAAGCUGGUCAAAUCACGAGGUCAAUCUAUCAUUGUCGGGUGAUUUCAUGUAAAAAAUUGUGUAUAAAUUUGAAAGCAACCAAGUAUCUUGUACAUACAUUUAAAAAAUACGAACGGUAAUUCAUGGUAU
Symsagittifera roscoffensis is the source of this 3853-nucleotide messenger RNA. Its product is annotated as titin-like. Lineage: Eukaryota; Metazoa; Xenacoelomorpha; Acoela; Convolutidae. Bases 79 to 3564 code for a protein of 1161 amino acids. The record is from RefSeq and is a predicted model, not a curated record. The transcript is spliced from 6 exons.